Messenger RNA from Podarcis lilfordi (Lilford's wall lizard), 35821 nucleotides. The record is from the annotation of a GenBank genome assembly. Lineage: Eukaryota; Metazoa; Chordata; Lepidosauria; Squamata; Lacertidae.
AUGUCGACGUCCAUCGCUUCCUACGACCAGCUGGUCCGGCAAGUGGAGGCUUUGAAGACAGAGAACACCCACCUUCGGAGGGAGCUAGAGGACAACUCCAACCACCUGUCCAAGCUGGAAAAUGAGACUUCAGAUAUGAAGGUGAGAAAGGGAGGCUCGUGUUCAGUGUAUUAGCAACAGCCCUCAGCCUCAGAUCAAUGAGGGCUAGAAUCAUGCUUUAUUUAAAGGAGAGGAGAGGAGCUCGCGGGUAGGACAUCUGCCUGGCAUGCAAAAGGCCCAGUCCAGGUUCAAUCCUGAGAUAGAUGGACAGAUUCCUGUUCAAUUCAGAUCCUGUUCCUAUUUAACUCAGAUCAAUGAGGACCAGAAUCUUGCUUUAUUUUAAGCAAAGGAGCAGAUCUUGCUGAGAAAGAUGGACAGAUUCCUGUUUCUAUUAAAUUCAGGUCAAUGAGGACUACAAUCUUGCUUUAUUUUAAGGAAAGGAACAGAUCUCGCCGAGAAACAUAGCUGUCAAGUGUCCCUUAUUUGAAGGGACAGUCCCUUAUUCCAGCGCCAUGUCCCGCUGCUGUCCCUUAUUGAUAGAUGUCCCUUAAAUGUCCCUUAAAUGAUGUCCCUUAAAUUUCAAAGGAAGCAGCUCCUCUCCCUCCCUCCCUCCCGGCCAGGGAGGAGGGAGGCUCCAACUGUGUUGCUUGGCUGUGUUGCUCACCCAAUAAGAAGUCUAAGAACGACUGGGGGGGUGGAGCUUGCAUGCCUUGUGUGUGGCUAGUUAAUGCAAGCUGAAGGGGUUUUUGAAUGCUGGAAACCAUUUUGUUGCAUGUGCUGCUGCAAACGUUGCAGUGCAAAGCCAGGCCGGGGAGCCAUCUUAAGUUGUGGCUGCAUAGGCCUUGUGGUGCAUGUGAUUCAGAUUCUAUUCAGUUGAACCUCUGGUUACAAAGUUGGUUGGACAGUGUUCUCGAAGCUACCAGCAUGAGUUUGACCAGACUGCAGGAGGACAGGAAGACUGGAGUGCCUGGAACAGGUGAGGCUGCAGGUCCCUUAUUUUGGCUGCUGGUCCCUUAAUUUCAAGGCUGCUGGUCCCUUAUUUUCAAAUCUGUAAGUUGACAGCUAUGCUGAGAAAGAUGGACACCUGGGAAUUUCCGCCUGAAUCAUCCCCAACCAAAAGGACUCUGCUUUCUUUUGGGCAACAUUUUUUUAAAUUCAUUGUGAAUUAUUUCCCAAUACUCUUUUACCCGGUCCACCACAUGUGAAAGAACGUUCGCUCCACCUCUUUGCAAUUGAAUCCAUUUUCUUUCUCUCCCAUUUUUUGUCCAUUCCAGGAAGUCUUGAAGCACCUCCAGGGAAAACUGGAACAGGAGGCCAAGAUGAUGGUUUCGACAGGUCAGAUGGAAGUCCUGGACCAACUGAAAGGUGGGUGGAAGUCACAAUCCGAGAGGAGAUCUUUGUUCGAAAGCACGCCAGUGCAAGUAGAUAAAUAGGUACCACUCCGGCGGGAAGGUAAACGGCGUUUCCGUGCGCUGCUCUGGUUCACCAGAAGCGGCUUAGUCCUGCUGGCCACAUGACCCGGAAGCUGGACGCCGGCUCCCUCGGCCAGUAAAGCGAGAUGAGUGCCGCAACCCCAGAAUCGUCCGCGACUGGACCUAAUGGUCAGGGGUCCCUUUUCCUUUAAAUCAGGCUUCUGGUCCUCAAGGCUGCAGAGGCAGCUUUGGAAAGUGUGUGUUGGCUUGUGUGUUGGCCUUUGGAAGGAAAAAGGUCAGGCUUUGCAUUCAAUAUAAAUGGAUAAAUAGUGACUGUCACCCCCCUUUUCUGCACUGAGCCUCUUGGGCUUGCCGAUCGGAAGGUCGGUGGUUCGAAUCCCUGCAACGGAAUGAGCUCCCAUUGCUCUGUCCCAGCUCCUGCCAACCUAGCAGUUCAAAAGCACACCGGUGCAAGUAGAUAAAUAGGUACCACUGUGGCGGGAAGCUAAACAGCAUUUCUGCGCGCUCUGGUUUCCAUCAUGCGCCAGAAGUGGUUCAGUCCUGCUGGCCACAUGACCCGGAAAGCUGUCUGCGGACAAACGCCGGCUCCCUCGGCCUGAAAGUGAGAUGAGCGCCGCAACCCCAGAGUCGCCUUUGACUGGACUUAACCGUCCAGGGGUCCUUUACCUUUACCUUUUGUUCCAGCCCUGCAGAUGGACAUCAGCAGCUUAUACAACCUCAAAUUCCAUCCGCCGGCUCUUCUCCCCGAACCCAUCAGCCAGGAUCACAGCCCCGAAGGCAGCCCUGCUCACGCAGGCUCCCUACAGAGAAAGGACAGCAUGUUGGACCUCAGCCGGGCCACGAUCCGACUACUGGAGGAGCUUGACAGAGAAAGGUGAGGGGGUCAAUGAGGUCACCAUUGGAGGUGGCAAGCCAAACCUCCCCCAUCUCAGUUAAUUUCUCUUUUUUUUUCAUCCACAUGUGGUCUGAACCAGCCUCCCCUUUUGAGAUCAUAACCUUGCCAUUGAGCGGGGGGGGGGGGUUGUUUAUAUUUUUUAUUGUGUAUUUUGUGGUUUUAUAUCUUGAUUUUAUUCUGUGAACCACCCUGACACACACACACACACACACACACACACGUAUAGGGUGGUACGUAAAUUCAUGAAAUAAAUAAAUGCCUUGGUUCUCAAACUGAAUCCGUUCCAAAACCAAAGUGUUCCAAAACCAAGGCGUGCUUUCCCAUAGAAAGUAAGGCAAAACGGAUUAAUCUGUUCCGGACUUUUAAAAACAACCCCUAAAACAGCAAUUUAACAUGACUUUUACUAUCUAACGAGAUCCAUAAAAUGAAAGCAAUAAUCAAUGUACUGCACCAUAAAAUAAAUAAGACAGUAUUGCAGAUGAUAAAAAUUAAAAUUGCAUUUAUUUUUUUUACCUGCACUGAAGACGGUCAUUGUUUGGAUGGGGGGCUUUUAUCAAUUUCUGCAGCCACACACUCCACCAAUCAGUAGCUGAACUGGGUUCCACAGAAUCACAAAAGCAAUUUAACCGAAAAAGCCUCAAAAACAAAAACGCAAAAUAAAGAGCAAAAACAAAAGUGCCAAACUUAAUCUGUUCCGGAAGUCCGUUUGACUUCUGAAAUGUUCAGAAACCAAGGCGCAGCUUCUGAUUGGCGCAGGUGCCCCAGAAACAAUAGCCGACAGCAGCAGUGGACGUUCGGCUUCCGAAAAAACGUUUGAAAACCGGAACACUUAAUUCCAGGUUUUCAGUGUUUGAGAACCAUAGCGGUCAACCGUCCCUUAUUUGGCGGGAAAGUCCCUUAUCCCAGCGCCGUGUCCCGCUGCUGUCCCUUAUUGAUGAUGUCCCUUGAAUUUCCCGGGUUUCAAAGGAAGCAGCUCCUCUCCCUCCCUCCCUGCCGGCCAGGGAGGAGGGAGGCUCCAACUUUGUUGCUUGGCUGCGUUGCUCACCCAAUAAGGAGUCUAAGAAUGACUGGGGGGGUGGAGCUUGCAUGCCUUGUGCCGAUCAAAUCGGCCGCGUUGCCUGGGGACUCGCCUUUGCUCAGCGCUUCCCAGCGGAGAGGUGACGGUGGUUUCCCUUGCUGCGUCCCCUUUGCCGGGUUGCUGCGCUGUGGGAACCACCGCUUGAGGCUUCAUUUGGCUGCUGGCUGGGCUUUCUUGCCUUUGGCUCGGGAGCUGGUUGACUAAAAUCCCUUAUUUUCGAGGCUGCUGGUCCCUUCUUUUCAAAUCUGUAAGUUGACAGCUAUGCAUUUGAGAACCAAGGUACCACUGUGAAUAGCAAUGAGGCCUAGCACCUUGCUUUAAUUGUAAGGGAGAGAGAACAGCUAGGUGGCUUGGCACCUGCUCUGUAGGCAGAAGUCCCCAGCUUUGACCGCCCAAUUCUCCUGCCUCAAAAAAAGGAUCACAAUCAGGUGAUGGGAAAGAUGGUGGACAGCAAGCUGCCAGCCAGAGCAGACAAUACUGGCUAAAUGAACCCAACGCAGAUUCCCGUACCUAACUGAAAGUGUGCCAGCAUGAUCCAUGCCAGCUUUCGAUUUAGCUAAGUGCAGGGUAGAGACGUCCACACCGUACAUUUAAAGCUCCCCCCGAAAAAAGAAGGUUGGGAACUGUAGUUUUUCACACCCGGCGCUACAAUUCCAGGCGCCCUUAACAAACCACAGUUCCUAGGGUUCUUUUUUGGGGGGUGAGGAGCCUUCCUUUUCUGACUGACGCCCUCCCACUGUGCUUUACUCACCACCACCCUUUCCUCUCUCCCAGAUGUUUUCUCCUGAGUGAGAUUGAAAAAGAGGAGAAGGAAAAAUUGUGGUACUAUACUCAACUCCAAAGCCUCUCCAAAAGACUGGAUGAGCUCCCUCACGUGGAGACGGUGAGUUUCGGAAACCCACGGGCCCCCCUUCUUGGCAUACCAGGGGUGUGCGGGACCAAGGUUAGUGCAAAGCUCUUCUCAAGUUCCUAGUCCCUGGUGUGUCUGCUUGCGGGGAGAGAGAUUCUGCAGAAAGAGGAACUGGACAUGAAAAACAUUGCACAAACACAAAGCUUUGGCCUAAACGGGCUUGUAAUACUCUCUCUUUGUGUCCUAAAUAUGCCGGUUUGUGUCUAAUUACCGUAUUUUUCGCUCUAUAAGACGCACCAGACCACAAGACGCACCUAGUUUUUGGAGGAGGAAAACAAGAAAACAAAUAUUUUGAAUCCCAGAAGCCAGAACAGCAAGAGGGAUCGCUGCGCAGCGGAAGCAGCAAUCCCUCUUGCUGUUCUGGCUUCUGGGAUAGCUGCGCAGCCUGCAUUCGCUCCAUAAGACGCACACACAUUUCCCCUUACUUUUUAGGAGGGAAAAAGUGAGUCUUAGAGAGCAAAAAAUACGGUACUGUAUUUUUCCACGUAUAUUUCCCCCCCAAUUUUUUUUUAAGUUUAAAAAUGGGGGUCGUCUUAUACAUGGAACGUUGCAAUUCAUUAUUUCUUAAUUUGGGGCUCAAAAAAUAGGGGUCGUCUUCUACGUAGGGGCAUCUUAUACACGGAAAAAUAUGGUAACAUUUCUUGACAUCUCCCGGGCUAUUUUAGGGCUGGGUGAAUUCAAUCAAUCAAUCAAUCAAUCAAUCUGUUUAUUUUGAGAGGGCUUGAAACAGUCCCACAAAACCCCGAGUCUUUGAUUAUGUUAAGACAAAAGUCCAUCGCCUAAUGCUUUAUUGCUUUAACACUGGUUAAGGCAAUGUUUUAAGGUUGUUGCUUUUUAAAACGAAUCUGGGAACUGUAGUUCCCCCACUCACUGAGCUACAAUUCCCAGCACCCUCAAGAAACGAUGGUGUCAAGGAAUCUUUUUUUAGGGGGAAGCAAUGAUCUAGAAGAUUCUCAUGGCCAAAUUCAGAGGGGUUUUUUUAACCGUCUCAGCCAUUAAAAAAAAAAAAAAACUGGCAAACAAAAGGAACCACAAGUCCUACUCAGAACAGAUCCAUCGAAAUCGAUGGGCACGAUUCACUGAGGCCUAGCCAUUUCCGCGGGGUCUACUCUGAGUAAAACUCCGUUGGCAGCAGCUCCAAAUGAGCAGCGUCGGCGAAACCUGAUAGGGGUGGAAAAUCUGAAUAUUCUCCGAUGUGGGUGUUUUGGUUUUUUUUUUUUUAAAAUGAUAUUUAUUAAAAUUUCAAAGAAUACAAAAACAUAAAAUAAAAAUACAAGAAAAUACAAAAUACAGAAAAAAGAAUAAAGUUUUUAAGAUAUAACAAAAAAAAUAAAAAUAAAAGGAAAUAUACAAAAUAGAAACAAUUAAAAACACAUCAUUAGUUUUCCAUAACAUAUCUUCCUUUCACUUUUUUCCCCGGACCUCCUCGUACCUCCCUUUUUUGUAUUCCAGUUCAGUUUGUUAGUUCAGCAAAUCCUUACCAUUAAACUUUUACCCAUUUAUGAAACCUUUUUUCGUAUCUCUUAAAGCAUUACAGCUGGAAACCACUUAGUUUCUAUCCAACAUCCUUCUAAAAUUCCUUAAUUUUACAAUAUUUCUGUAAAUAGUCUUUAAAUUUCUUCCAGUCUUCUUUCACCGUCUCUUCUCCCUGGUCUCGGAUUCUGCCAGUCGAUGUGGGUGUUUUGCAAGCAAAUGCAAAUACAGUGGUGCCUUGCAAGACAAAAUUAAUCCGUUCCGCGAGUCUCUUCGUCUUGCGGUUUUUUCGUCUUGCGAAGCAUGGCUAUUAGUGGCUUAGCGGCUAUUAACGGCUUAACGCCUAUUAGCGGCUUAGCGGCUUUAAAAAAAAGGAAACAAACUCGCACGAACUUGCAAGACGUUUCGUCUUGCGAAGCAAGCCCCUAGGGAAAUUCAUCUUGCGGAACGACUCAAAAAACGGAAAACUCUUUCGUCUUGCGCGUUUUUCGUCUUGCGAGGCAUUCGUCUUGCGGGGUACCACUGUAUCCGGAAUCCACCUCUCUAAAAAUUAUGGGACUGCUCUGGGAGAGGGAUAGUGAACAGAUGGAGUUUGUGUUUUUAACCCGGCUUCUUCCCCCGCCGUCGUCCAGUUUUCAAUGCAGAUGGACCUGAUCCGCCAGCAACUCGAAUUUGAAGCCCAGCACAUCCGCACCCUCAUGGAGGAGCGCUUUGGGACGACCGACGAAAUGGUACAAAGAGCCCAGGUGAGGAUUAUAAAAAUCCUAGAAUUAUAGAGUUGGAUUAAUUGAAUGAAUGAAUGAAUCUUCAGUUGCGUCCGCCAUCGACCAUAGCAAUAAAACAACAAUACAGUGGUACCUCGGGUUAAGUACUUAAUUCGUUCCGGAGGUCCGUACUUAACCUGAAACUGUUCUUAACCUGAAGCACCACUUUAGCUAAUGGGGCCUCCCGCUGCCGCCGCACGAUUUCUGUUCUCAUCCUGAAGCAAAGUUCUUAACCUGAAGCACUAUUUCUGGGUUAGCGGAGUCUGUAACCUGAAGCGUAUGUAACCCGAGGUACCACUGUACGAUAUACAAAGAAUAGAAAUAAAAAGUCAAUUAUAUAAAAUGCAUUUUAGGGUUUUGAAUCCAUCGUCAAGUAGUGGAUCUUAUUCUGAUUGCCCCAGCUAAAAACCUUGCCACCUUUGCUGUCACCUGCUCCUCUUGAUCUGCCAAGGGAAAGGACACGGUGGCAGUGGCUGGGCAACCCGGAAUGGACGAUAAAAGAGGGGUGAUAAUCUCAUUCCUCAAGUCUUUAUAAAGAGGGCAAGCCAGAAGGGCAUGUGCCACCGAUUCAGGACUGCUGUCUCCGCAGGGAUGUUUGUCGUGUGGAAUCUGUUGGAAUCGUCCCUCAAGAACAGCCAAGGGCAAGACAUUCAAUCUCGUGAGAGUAAACGCGCAUCUAUAUUUUGGAAUUGCUAGAUUAUGCAAAUAGGGUGCCGGAGAGUCGAAAUGGGAAGGUGGAAAACAGUCAUGCCAUGGGCAAAAUGUCCUUAUUGUGGCCAAGUUGUUCUGAUGCUCAAUAUCAUGUAAAGGUAAAAGGUAAAGGGACCCCUGACCAUUGGUCCAGUCACGAUGACUCUGGGGUUGCGGCGCUCAUCACGCUUUAUUGGCCGAGGGAGCCGGCGUACAGCUUCCGGGUCAUGUGGCCAGCAGGACUAAGCCGCUUCUGGCGAACCAGAGCAGCACACGGAAACGCCGUUUACCUUCCCGCCGGAGCGGUACCUAUUUAUCUACUUGAACUUUGACGUGCUUUCGAACUGCUAGGUGGGCAGGAGCAGGGACCGAGCAACGGGAGCUCACCCCAUCAUUGCGGGGAUUCGAACCGCCGACCUUCUGAUCGGAAAGUCCUAGGCUCUGUGGUUUAACCCACAGCGCCACCCGCGUCCCUCCAAUAUCAUUUAGGCGCUGGCAAAUUAGACUGUUUGCUUUACUAAAACCCAAAGUGAGUAACUGUUGCGGGGAUAAACCACAAGAGUGAAGUUUUUGAUAAACCAUUUUAGUCCAGGUGCUUUUGGGAUCUUGCAGCGCUAGGGAUAUUAGAUCAGGGGGAUUUGAGUUAGGCAAUAUAGUGUUGGAAAGGACCCAGUCCAAACCCCUGCAAUGCAGGAAUCUUUCUCUCAGCGCAGGAUUCGAACCCGCAGCCCUGAGAUUCAGAGCCUCGUGCUCUGCUGACCCAACUAUCAGGGCUUUGCUGUAGAAUCACUGGACUAUACUGAGCUGGAAAGAGGGGGUACUCCGGGGGGCAUCUAGAUGAACCCACCCCAAACUCAAUGCAGGAUGCGACCACGUCAUCCUAAACAAGCUGUGUCAGUAGACCCUUAAUCUUACGGUCAUGGGUUCGAAUCCCAUGUUGCAGAGGGGUGAACUAAAUGACCAUUGUGUUCCCUUCCAAUUCUACAGUUUUAUAUAGGGAGGAAGGAUUGCAAGAGCCCUUUGUUGUUGUUGUUGUUUAGUCGUCUCCGACUCUUGGUGACCCCCUGGACCAGAGCACCCCAGGCACUCCUGUCUUCCACUGCCUCCCGCAGUUUGGUCAAACUCAUGCUGGUAGCUUCGAGAACACUGUCCCACCAUCUCAUCCUCCGUCGUCCCCUUCUCCUUGCGCCCUCCAUCUUUCCCAACAUCAGGGUCUUUUCCAGGGAGUCUUCUCUUCUCAUGAGGUGGCCAAAGUCUUGGAGCCUCAGCUUCAGGAUCUGUCCAUCUGUCCUUCCAGUGAGCACUCAGGGCUGAUUUCCUUAAGAAUGGAGAGGUUUGAUCUUCUUGCAGUCCAUGGGACUCUCAAGAGUCUCCUCCAGCACCAGAAUUCAAAAGCAUCAAUUUUUCAGCGAUCAGCCUUCUUUAUGGUCCAGCUCUCACUUCCAUACAUCACUACUGGGAAAACCAUGGCUUUAACUAUACGGACCUUUGUUGGCAAGGUGAUGUCUCUGCUUUUUAAGAUGCUUUCUAGGUUUGCCAUCGCCUUUCUCCCAAGGAGCAGGCGUCUUUUAGUUUCGUGGCUGCUGUCACCACCUGCAGUGAUGAUGGAGCCCAAGAAAGUAAAAUCUCUCACUGCCUCCAUUUCUUCCCCUUCUAUUUGCCAGGAGGUGAUGGGACCAGUGGGCAAGAGCCCUUACAUAUUAUUAAUAUUAUAAUAAUAUUAAUAUUAAAUCGUAUAAUAAUAAUAUAUAAAAUUAUUGUGAUAUCUUAUUUUCUUCUAUUAUUGUGAACGGAAGCUGUUCCUAACAGUUUUUAACAUUGUGUUUUAAUAUUGCCACCCACCCUGGGUUCAUAACGGCCGAGUGGGCAGAUGUGGUUUGAAGCAAACCUGCCAGUAAAUAAUACGACGUUUUACUCUCUUUUUUAUUUUUGAAAAACACCAUUCAGAUCCGGGCGUCUCGGCUGGAGCAGAUCGACAAAGAGGUGAUUGAAGCUCAGGAAAAGGUCCAGCAAUCGGAGCCACAGGUGAGGGGGCUUGGAGUAGGGGGUGUUUGUAGAUCAGUGUUGACCCCAAUAUCCUUUUCACAUGAUCUGCUAGUAAGCCAGAUGUCCUCCAUUUUUCAUGCAGCUGGUUCUUUCUGUUGCUGUUUAGUCGUUUAGUCAUGUCCGCCUCUUCGUGACCCCCUGGACCAGAGCACGCCAGGCCCUCCUGUCUUCCACUGCCUCCCCCAGUUUGGUCAAACUCAUGCUGGUCGCUUCGAGAACACUGUCCCACCAUCUCGUCCUCUGUUGUCCCCUUAUCCUUGUGCCCUCCAUCUUUCCCAACAUCAGGGUCUUUUCCAGGGAGUCUUCUCUUCUGAUGAGGUGGCCAAAGUACUGGAGCCUCAGCUUCAGGAUCUGUCCUUCCAGUGAGCACUCAGGGCUAAUUUCCUUAAGAAUGGAUGCGUUUGAUCUUCUUGCAGUCCAUGGGACUCUCAAGAGUCUCCUCCAGCACCAGGUUCUUUCUACCUGACAUUUGUCCCUGUCGAAAUUCGGUUGGUUCGUUUUGGCCCAAUUCUCCAACCCAUUAAGGACAUCUCGAGUCCUGAUUCUGUCUUCUGUGACAUUAGCGCCACCCGCAAAUUGGACAAAGACCCCCUCAAUUCCUUCAUCCGAGUCACGACCCGGAAACUAGAACUAAUCCAGAAUGCGGCUGCCAGACUGGGGACUGGGACUGGCCGCCAAGACCACAUAACACCGGUCUUGAAAGGCCUACAUUGGCUCCCAGGACAUUUCCGAGCACAAUUCAAAGUGUUGGUGUUGACCCUGAAAGCCCUAAAUGGCCCAGUAGACCUAAAGGAGCGUCUCCACCCCCAUCGUCCAGCCCGGACACCUGGGUCCAUCUCCAAGGGCCUCCUGGUGGUUCCCUCAUUGUGAGAAGUGAGGUUGCAGGGAAGCAGGCAGAGGGCCUUCUCGGUGUUGGCACCUGCCCUGUGGAACACCCUCCCACCAGAUGUCAAGGAAAUAAACAACUACCUGACAUUUAGAAGACAUCUGAAGGCAGCCUUGUUUAGGGAAGUUUUUAAUGUGUGACAUUUUAAUGUAUUCUUAAUCUUUGUUGGAAGCCGCCCAGAGUGGCUGGGGAAACCCAGCCAGAUGGGCGGGGUAUAAAUAAUAAAUUAUUAUUAUUAUUAUAAAGACGUUGAACAACAACAGGCCCAGGACAGAACCCUGCGGCACCCCUCUUGUCACUUUUUCCCAGGAUGACGAGGAACCAUGAAUGAGUACUCUUCGGGUUCGGUCUGUCAACCAGCUACAAAUCCACCUAACAGUUCCCUUGUCCAGCCCCCAUGUUACCAGCUUCCUCGCAAGAAUAUCAUGGGGGACUUUGUCAAAAGCCUUGCUGAAAUCAAGAUAUACUACAGUACAUCCAUAGCAUUCCCCUGAUCCACCAAGCUUGUAACUCCAUCAAAAAGAGGUCCGGAGGGUGGGAACACGAGAGCGGGGCCUUCUCUGCAGUGGCUCCCUGUUUGUCGGAAUGCUCUCCCCAGGGAAGUUUAGGCGCUAGGCAAAAACGUUCCUUUUUAACCAGGCCUUUGGUUGAUCCGAUUUACAUCCCUGUGCCCUUUUAAAAUGUGGCUCUCUUGGGGGUGGGUAUUAUUGGGUUAAGGGACGCGGGUGGCGCUGUGGGCCACAGAGUCUAGGACUUGCUGAUCAGAAGGUCGGCGGUUCAAAUCCCCGCAAUGACGGGGUGAGCUCCCGUUGCUCGGUCCCUGCUCCUGCCCACCUAGCAGUUCGAAAGCACGUCAAACUGCAAGUAGAUAAAUAGGUACCGCUCCGGCGGGAAGGUAAACGGCAUUUCCGUGCGCUGCUCUGGUUUGCCAGAAGCGGCUUACUCCUGCUGGCCACAUGACCCGGAAGCUGUAUGCCGGCUCCCUCGGCCAGUAAAGCGAGAUGAGCGCCGCAACCCCAGAGUCGUCCGCAACUGGACCUAAUGGUCAGGGGUCCCUUUACCUUUUAAGGUAGUCUCUAUAGGAGUAUAUUGUAUUUUAAAAGGGGGUUUCAGAGUUUUUAGGGGUUUUUGAAUGUCUUACGUAGAUUUUUCAAUUCCAAUGUUCUGUAUGGGACGACGACAAUAAAGAUAUCGUAUUGUAUCGACGGAGGAGGGUGGCAGCUGGGUGUCCUGGCCCCCUCCCAAAAAAAUCCUGGGUACACCCACGACCCCUGCACCUUCCCAGUUCAUGAUCAGGAUCAGACCCGCCCCAAAACUGGUCCGUCGCAGAAGGAUGUGGUGUGAGUCUCAUCGCAACCCUUUUCCUCUUCCUACCCCUUGUCGUCCCGACUCCCCAGGCAGAGAUUUGGAGCCAGUGAUGCUAAGCCGUCACGGCAGCCAGGCGGAGAUGUCCACUCGCCAGAACGAACGCUGUGACAGCCUCAGUUUGUCCCGCAGAGAAUGUCAGCAGACCUUCUGCUGCCUGCGAAUUCGAAUCCUCGUAUCUGCAGGACAGACAGAUUUUAAAAAUGAGCCUUUUCCUGUAGCGACUAGGUUAGACAGUGCCGUAUUUACCGUAUUUUUCACUCUUUAAGAUGCACCAGACCACAAGACGCACCUAGUUUUUGGAGGAGGAAAACAAGAAAAAAAAUAUUCUGAAUCUCAGAAGCCAGAAGAGCAAGAGGGAUCGCUGAGCAGCGAAAGCAGCAAUCCCUCUUGCUGUUCUGGCUUCUGGGAUAGCUGCGCAGCCUGCAUUCGCUCCAUAAGACGCACACACAUUUCCCCUUACUUUUUAGGAGGGGAAAAGUGAGUCUUAUAGCGCAAAAAAUACGGUACUUAACCCAAGGUACCACUGUACGUAUAAGCUAAACAAGCUAUAGCUUAGGGCCCCACUCUUUUGGGGGCCCGCCAAAAAACUGAAGGGGGAUGUACAUUUCCAAAAUAGAAGAUCAAAAACAAAUAAAAUAAAAGCCUAUAUAUAGAAAGGAGCAAACCGGUGAUAUUUUAGGGAGCAGGCAAGCAUUAAUGGAGCCUACACAACACAAAACGCUGUUGCUGGAUGUAGGUUUUAUUUUAUUUGUGUUUUUAUCUUUAUUGGGGAACUGGGCCAAAGCAAACCAAAUGAGUUUUGACAGGAACAAAUGUCAAUUUAUGAACUUAAGGAGACAGAACCAGCUGCGUGAAAAACGGGGGACAGCAGGCCCACUAGCAGAAAUGUACAUCCAGGUUGUUUUUGUCCUUUAAAUUUUUUGGGGGCCCUAAGCUAUAGCUUGUUUUGUUGUUGUUGUUUAGUCGUUUAGUCGUGUCCGCCUCUUCGUGCCCCCCUGGACCAGAGCACGCCAGGCCCUCCUGUCUUCCACUGCCUCCCGCAGUUUGGUCAAACUCAUGCUGGUAGCUUCAAGAACACUAUCCAACCAUCUCGUCCUCUGUCGUCCCCUUCUCCUUCUGCCCUCCAUCUUUCCCAACAUCAGGGUCUUUCCCAGGGAGUCUUCUCUUCUCAUGAGGGGGCCAAAGUCCUGGAGCCUCAGCUUCAGGAUCUGUCCUUCCAGUGAGCACUCAGGGCUGAUUUCCUUCCGAAUGGAGAGGUUGGAUCUUCUUGCAGUCCAUGGGACUCUCCAGAGUCUCCUCCAGCACCAGAAUUCAAAAGCAUCCAUUCUUCGGCGAUCAGCCUUCUUUGUGGUCCAGCUCUCUAGCUUGUUUAGCUUAUAGUAAAUCUGGCACUGGAGGGGUGUUUAAAAGGAGAGGUUUUUUUUUUCAUUUUUGCAACCCUAUUUUUCCUGUCCUUGUGAGCAUCCCUCGACGGGCAAACGCCAGGGCCGUGAUUUGGUCCUGCGCCUCAGACAGAAUAAGGAUGGUUUUGUGCCUCGUUCCAGGGACCAAACCGCUUGUUCUUCUCCUUUCCCCGUUCUCUUUCCCCAAUGAGGAAGAAAAGAAAGCUUAUUUUUUUUGUUCAAGCGUCCCUGUGGAACAGGGAGGCAGUUGCCGUGGUGACGAGAAGUAGGUCAGCAAAGCAGGGGGGGGGGGCGGGCAAGCUGGCCUGAUGGCCGCAACCAGAUUUGGCACAGCUGCCAACUUCUGUGUGUAAAUGGGAGAAAGGUUUGGCUGGCGAUAGCUUCCUUCUCCCGACGAUCUGGUGCCACCAAAAUUUGCCGGGACGCAAGCCAGGUCUGUGUGGCUUUGGGUAUCCUAACCUCACCCCAAAAUUUAUUUAUUGGUGUGCGCUUUCCUUUUGGCAAAUCGGAGCAAAGAGUAAAAUGGAAUAAAUUAAGGAUUAAGGGGGUGGAGGUGCCGUGGCCCUUCUCUCCAGGCGCAAGCAAGAUUCUAGUCCUUAUUGUUCUCAGUUUAAAAAUGGGAAUUGUGGAUUGUGAAGAGGUCAUCCCCUAAUUCAGUGGUACCUCGGGUUACAUACGCUUUAGGUUACAGACUCCACUAACCCAGAAAUUGUGCUUCAGGUUAAGAACUUUGCCUCAGGAUGAGAACAGAAAUCGUGCUCCGGCAGUAGCGGGAGGCCCAUUAGCUAAAGUGGUCCUUCAGAUUAAGAACAGAAUAUAAUAAUAACAAUUAUUUACACCCCGCCCAUCUGGCUGGGUUUCCCCAGCCACUCUGGGCAGCUCCCAACAGAACAUUAAAAACAGAAUAAAACUUCAAACAUUUAAAACUUCCCUAAACAGGGCUGCCUUCAGACGUCUUCUACAAGUCAGAGAGAUGUUUAUUUCCUUGACAUCUGAAGGGAGGGUGCCACCACCGAGAAGGCCCUCUGCCUGGUUCCCUGCAGCCUCGCUUCUCGCAGGGAGGGAACCGCCAGGAGGCCCUCAGAGCUGGACCUCAGUGUCAGGGUUGCCAGUGAAAAUGUUCCCUUUUUUAUUGACAUAUUCAAUGUUUUUUUCCUUAGCAUACACCUAAACAUUUUGUGAAUCUAACAGGAGAAGAAACGAAAGAGAUUCAAAAUUUUUAGUUUCUUCUCUGGCACAGAGAAUUGUCGGUUGUGUUGCUACCCCCGAUUAUGGCCUUUCGUCCAUUCUCUGUAUUUAUUGCCCCCCAAUUUGAACUAUAAAAUGGUGAGUUUCUUGUGUCAAAAUGAGAGUACCCCUAAACGUUUUUUUGGGGGGGGAAAGCACUGGAUAUAUUUAUUUACAGUACUGCAUUUCUAUGCCAUAAUGAGGCACACAUUUUAUCCUUCUAGGCUGGCUCCAGGUUGAUUUUUUAUUAUCAACCUGUAUACAAAUGUAUAAUAAUAAUAAUAAUAAUAAUAAUAAUAAUAAUAAUAAUAAUAAUUGUAUACAGCCCUUCAUCCAUAGAUCCCACAGCCGUCCACAACAUAAAAUUGCAACAUAACUGAUGGAUCAAUCAAUUGCAUUUAUUAUUAUUGAUAGUCUUUUUAAAAUUUAUAUCCCGUCUUCCGGGGAGCUCAAGGUGGCGUAUGUGGCUCACCUCCUCUCUGUCUUGUUUUGGCUGCUUACGACAACCCUGUGAGGUAGGCGAGGCUGGUCCAAAAACCACCCCGGUUGCUGAAGUGGGAAUUCGAACCCUGGUCUCCUGGAGUCCCAGUCCCUCUGGGGAUUUCUCUGCCAGCAUGGUUAAUAAUAAUAAUAAUAAUAAUAAUUUAUUAUUUAUACCCCACCCAUCUGGCUGGGCUUCCCCAGCCACUCUGGGCAGCUUCCAAAAAAAUAUUAAAAUACUCUAAUACAUCAAACAUUAAAAGCUUCCCUAAAGAGGGCUGCCUUCAGAUGUCUUCUGAAAGUCUGGUAGUUGUUCUCUUUGACAUCUGGUGGGAGGGCGUUCCACAGGACGGGUGCCACCACCGAGAAGGCCCUCUGCCUGGUUCCCUGUAACUUGGCUUCUCGCAGGGAAGGAACCGCCACAAGGCCCUCGAUGCUGGACCUCAGUGUCUGGGCAGAACGAUGGGGGUGGAGACGCUCCUUCAGAUAUACUGGACCGAGGCCACUUAAGGCUUUAAAGGUCAGCACCAACACUUUGAAUUGUGCUUGGAAACGUACUGGGAGCCAACGUAGAUCGCUCAGGACCGGAGGUAUAUGGUCUCAGUGGCCGCUCCCAGUCACCAGUCUGGCUGCCGCGUUCUGGAUUAGUUGUAGUUUCCUGGUCACCUUCAAAGGUAGCCCCACGUAGAGCGCAUGGCAGUAGUCCAAGCGGGAGAUAACCAGAGCAUGCACCACUCUGGCCAGACAAUCUGUGGGCAGGGAGGGUCUCAUCCUGCAUACCAGAUGGAGCUGGUAGACAGCUGCCCUGGACACGGAUUUGACCUGUGCCUCCAUGGACAGCUGUGAGUCCAAAAUGACUCCCAGGCUGCGCACCUGGUCCUUCAGGGGCACAGUUGCCCCAUUCAGGACCAGGGAAUCCUCCACACCUGCCCGCCUCCUGUCCCCCCAAAACAGGACUUCUGUCUUGUCAGGAUUCAACCUUAAUCUGUUAGCCGCCAUCCAUCCUCCAACUGCCUCCAGGCACUCACACAGGACCUUCACCACCUUCACUGGUUCUGAUUUGAAAGAGAGAUAGAGCUGGGUAUCAUCUGCAUACUGAUGGACACCCUGUCCAAACCUCCUGAUGAUCUCUCCCAGCGGCUACAUGUAGAUGUUGAAAAGCAUGGGGGAGAGGACAGAACCCUGAGGCACCCCACAAGUGAGAGCCCAGGGGUUUGAACACUCAUCCUGGCAGAUUUGGUUUAAGAAAAGAAAACUAUUAUUUCAAAUAUUUUUCCUUUCCCCCCAGCUCUGCGGGAAACUCUCCAGCCUGGAAGAGGAUGGGAGCCUUGAGAUUCCAACCCACCCUGAAGAUGGGAGUCAGCAGGGCAACAAAGUAAGUUGGUUUUACAGUGGUGCCUUGGUUCUCAAACGCAUAGCUGUCAACUUACAGAUUUGAAAAUAAGGGACCAGCAGCCAAAAUAAGGGAUUUUCCAAGCACAGGUAUGUUCAACUUCUGAGCCCCUCCGAGCCAAAGGCAGAAAGCCCAGCCAGCAGCCAAACGAAGCCUCAAGCGGUGGUUCCCACAGCGCAGCAACCCGGCAAAGGGGACGCAGCAAGGAAAACCACCGUCACCUCUCUGCUGGGAAGCGCUGAGCAAAGGCGAGUCCCCAGGCAAGGCGGCUGAUCUGAUCGGCACAAGGCGUGCAAGCUCCACCCCCCAGUCGUUCUUAGACUCCUUAUUGGGUGAGCAACGCAGCCAAGCAACACAGCUGGAGCCUCCCUCCUCCCUGGCCGGCAGGGAGGGAGGGAGAGGAGCUGCUUCCUUUGAAACCCGGGAAAUUUAAGGGACAUCAUCAGUAAGGGACAGCAGCAGGACACAGUGCUGGGAUAAGGGGCUUUCCCGCCAAAUAAGGGACAGUUGACAGCUAUGCUCAAACGCCUUGGUUCUCCAACAACUUAGAACCCAAACACUACAAACCCAGAAAUAAGCUCUAUUACAGCUUCAUCGUUUAUUUUUGUUUCCUUAUCUCUGUACUGUGUUCUAACAUACUUACAUCCUUUUCUUUAUAUAAUAUAUUUCCUCCAUUUUUUCCCUUUUCCAUUUUGUGAAAAUUUAAUCGGGGCACAUCCAAGUACAGUGGUACCUUGGCUCUCAAACUUAAUCCAUCCCGGAAGUCCGUUCCAAAACCGAGGCAUGUUUUCCCAUAGAAAGUCUUGCAAAACGGAUUAAUCCGUUCCAGACUUUUAAAAACAACCCCUAAAACAGCAAUUGAAAAUGAACUUUACUCUCUAACGAGACCGUUGAUCCAUAAAACGAAAGCAAUAACCAAUGGACUGUACUAUAAAAUAAAUAAGACAGUAUUGUAGAUGAUGAAAAUUAAAAUUAUUAUUUUUUCUUACUUGCUCUGAUGAUAGUCAUUGUUUGGAUGGGGGGCUUUUAUCCAUUUCCACAGUCACACCAUCAAUCAAUCAAUCAAUCAAUCAGCUGAACUGGCUUCCACACAAAAACGAACGAACCGAAAAAGCCUCAAAAACGCAAAAUAAAGAGCAAAACCAAAAGCGCCAAAUACAGUGAUACCUUGGUUCUCGAACUUAAUCCGUUCCGGAAGUCCGUUUGACUUUGAAAUGUUCAAAAACCAGAACAUUUAUUUCUGGGUUUUCAGUGUUUGAGAACCAAGGUACCCCUGUAUUACUUUGGGAACCAUAUUUGCACCGAUAAUUUUUAAAACAAUCCCAUUUGUUUCUUUAAAAAAAUAUAUAUUGUUUUUUCCAAAAAAAUUAAAACAAACAUAUAAACCAACAAACAAAAAUCUCAACAGUAUUUAAACCAAACUUUGUAUCAUUGUAAAGUGACUUCCUCGUAUCCCCCCGGUUGAAUUUCAGUGUAUAACAUUUUAACGCAUUUCCAAAACCUAAAUUCUUAAAAAAUUAACCACUUAACAUCUUUCUUUCUUUCCAGUUCGGCAUUAAACAUAUUAAUUCAUCACAUUACAUAUCGAAAUCCUAAGCCUAUCUGGUAUUUGCAAGCUUUUCCCAUUAAUUUAAUUAAAUAGUCUUUAAACAUUUUUUCCGAUUCAUUCUCCAUCGUUCCCCAAUACUCUUUUACAGCUUUGACAUGAGCACCCCCUGGUGGCUACCUUUGAGACCUGCACCUGAUUCUCCCUUUUUUGCAGGUGGAGGUGGUAUUUUGGCUCCUUUCCAUGCUGGCCACCCGGGACAAGGAGGACAUGUCCCGAACCCUGCUAGCGAUGUCCAGCUCCCAGGAAAGCUGUCUGGCCAUGCGGAAGUCCGGCUGCCUGCCCCUGCUCGUCCAGAUUCUCCAUGACACGGACCGGGAGCCAGGGGCCCCUGAGAGCCCCGGAGCCGCCGGGAAGGACUGUCGCAUGCGGGCAAACGCCGCCCUCCACAACAUCGUCUUCUCGCAGCCCGACGAAGGGCAGGCCAAGAAGGAGAUGCGAGUCCUACACGUUCUGGAGCAGAUCCGCUCCUACUCGGAGACCUGCUGGGACUGGCUGAAGGCACACGGAAAGGAGGGAGCAAAGACCCCCGAGAGGGGAGCAGGUAAAACUAGUUGGGUCUUGCAAAUCCCCUUCUCGCUCUCUAGGUAAAGGUCAUUUUUACUAAGUACAGCCAAGGGAUGCAGCUGGCGCUGUGGGUUAAACCACAGAGCCUAGGGCUUGCCGAUCAGAAGGUCGGCGGUUCGAAUCCCCGCAAUGACGGGGUGAGCUCCUGUUGCUCGGUCCCUGCUCCUGCCAACCUAGCAGUUCGAAAGCACGUCAAAGUGCAAGUAGAUAAAUAGGUACCGCUCCGGCAGGAAGGUAAACGGCGUUUCCGUGCGCUGCUCUGGUUUGCCAGAAGUGGCUUAGUCCUGCUGGCCACAUGACCCGGAAGCUGGACGCCGGCUCCCUCGGACAGUAAAGCAAGAUGAGCGCCGCAACCCCAGAGUCGGCCACGACUGGACCUAAUGGUCAGGGGUCCCUUUACCUUUACCUAAGUCCAGCCAAAGGUGACUACGGGGUUGCGGUGCUCAUCUCGCUUCCAGGCCGGUUGUCCGCAGACAGCUUUCCGGGUCACGUGGCCAGCAGGACUAAACCGCUUCUGGCGCAUGACGGAAACCAGAGCGCAUGGAAACGCCGUUCACCUUCCCGCCAAAGCGGUACCUAUUUAUCUACUUGCGCUGGUGUGCUUUCGAACUGCUAGGUUGGCAGGAGCUGGGACGGUGCAAUGGGAGCUCACUCCGUCGCGGGGAUUCGAACCACCGACCUUCUGAUCGGCAAGCCCAAGAGGCUCAGUGGUUUAGACCACUGUGCUCAUCAGGGGACACCCGCCGGCCCGAGCUCUAUAGCGCCACCAUGGCAGCAGGCCAGAAAGGGUACUGCACAGAGGUUACUUCCAGGGGCCUGAAGUUCCUGUGCAGAUUGUAUUUUUGCUCAUAAAGAGUUCGUCCUGGAGAGCUUCUGCCGGCCUGUGACUUAGGCGGAGUGGCUGUUUGUCUCCGUAGAAAGCGGCUUCCCUUUAACAGCAAGGACUGGAAUCUUACUUGAUCUUUAGAGAGGAUGUAGCUUAGGGGGACGCGGGUGGCGCUGUGGGUUAAACCACAGAGCCUAGGACUUGCUGAUCAGAAGGUCGGUGGUUCGAAUCCCCGCGACGUGGUGAGCUCCCGUUGCUCGGUCCCUGCUCCUGCCCACCUAGCAGUUCAAAAGCAGUUCAAAAGUAGAUAAAUAGGUACCGCUCCGGCCGGAAGGUAAACGGUGUUUCCGUGCACUGCUCUGGUUCGCCAGAAGCAGCUUAGUCCUGCUGGCCACAUGACCUGGAAGCUGUACGCCGGCUCCCUCGGCCAAUAAAGCGAGAUGAGCGCCGCAACCCCAGAGUUGGCCACGACUGGACCUAACGGUCAGCGGUCCCUUUACCCUUUACCUUUAGCUUAGGGGGAGAGCAUCUGCUUGGUGUGCAAGAAGGUUCAGGAGAGCAUCUUCUGCCCUAAACCCUGGAGGGCCUCUGCCAGUCAGUUCUGAACGACAUGGCCUGACUCUGCUCCAUAAGCAAUCCCUAGGUCCCUUCAACUGGGUCUCAAGGCAGAGUCCACCACUGAGAGAGGUUAACUUUUGCAGAGUUGCCCUUCUGAGCUCAACUAUCUAUAAAUACAUCUCAUAUCCAUUUUUUUAAAAAAUCACUUUUCUUGAUUUUCCAAUAAAAACAACCAACCAACAUAUCCACAAUUAAAAACAAUAAACUAAAAUUUUUAAACACGACUAAAUAACAGUCCGAAUUGUUAAUUAUUAAUUUUUCCGGGCUCCCCAUAGUCUGGACCUCUGAAGAAUAUCUCCAGUAUCAUCAUCUUGCCUCUUCUCGUUGUUUUCAUAUUUUCCGCAUUUCUCAACGCUUUGUCAUAUAUGUUUAUCUUGGCAGGGCCCGUCCCUAUCGAGCCGCAAAUCUGCCAAGCCACGUGUGCUAUCAUGAAACUCUCCUUCGACGAAGACUAUCGCCGGGCGAUGAACGAGUUAGGUAAGUGGAAAUUAAGUUUCUAUCGUUCUCCUUCCCUCCCACAAAAUAUGACGCCGUAGAAUCCCUUGUCUGUGACUGUUGUUGUUGUUUAGUCGUUUAGUCGUGUCCGACUCUUCGUGACCCCCUGGACCAGAGCACGCCAGGCACUCCUGUCUUCCACUGCCUCCCGCAGUUUGGUCAGACUCAUGUUUGUAGCUUCGAGAACACUGUCCCACCAUCUCGUCUUCUGUCGUCCCCUUCUCCUUGUGCCCUCCAUCUUUCCCAGCAUCAGGGUCUUUUCCAGGGAGUCUUCUCUUCUCCUGAGGUGGCCAAAGUCUUGGAGCCUCAGCUUCAGGAUCUGUCCUUCCAGUGAGCACUCAGGGCUGAUUUCCUUCCAAAUGGAGAGGUUGGAUCUUCUUGCAGUCCAUGGGACCCUCAAGAGUCUCCUCCAGCACCAGAAUUCAAAAGCAUCCAUUCUUCGGCCAUCAGCCUUCUUUAUGGUCCAGCUCUCACUUCCAUACAUAACUCCUGGGAAAACCAUAGCUUUAACUAGAUGGACCUUUGUCAGCAAGGUGAUGUCUCUGCUUUUUAAGAUGCUGUCUAGGUUUGUCAUCGCUUUUCGCCCAAGAAGCAGGCGUCUUUUAAUUUCGUAGCUGCUGUCACCAUCUGCAGUGAUCAUGGAGCCCAAGAAAGUCAAAUCUCUCACUGCCUCCAUUUCUUCCCCUUCUAUUUGCCAGGAGGUGAUGGGACCAGUGGCCAUGAUCUUCAUUUAUUUGAUGUUGAGCUUCAAACGAUAUUUUGCGCUCUCCUCUUUCACCCUCAUUAAAAGAUUCUUUAAUUCCUCCUCACUUUCUGCCAUCAAGGUUGUGUCAUCUGCAUAUCUGAGUUUGUGUCUGUGACUAUCUAGCCAUAAUUACUUUCUGCAUAAAAUAAAUAAAAUGUGGCCGAUAUCUUCCCCGUCCUGCUUGUCUCUCGCUCUCUGUCCCCUCUCCCUGCUUUUCUCGGAUUCCUGCCUUGUCAGGGGUUGAGCUAGAUGCCCUUUGGGGUUCCCUUCACUCUACAAUUCCACAGCUCUGUUCUUCUUUUUUUAAAAAAAAAAAAAAAUAUUUAUGCUUUUCAGGUUUAUACCUUUCGCUAAUUUUACAGUCAUUCUACCAUUUCCAACCUUGACUUCCUUCCCCCUCUUCCCGCGCUGUUCCUUAAAUUCAUUUUUAAUAUCUUCUGCAUAUCCAAAUUAACUUAAUUUGCUCGUUUAUUCAUCUAAAUAUAUACCCUUAUAAAACUGCGGGUCAUUACAAUAACCCGGCCAAUGUUCUUAUCUGCUUACAAUUUAUCUCUAAAUAUUCAACAGAACAUUUCCAUUCUUUUAUUUUUUAAAAAGUUUAUCUUGAUUUCUUAUUCUUCUGGUAAGUUUCACGAAUUUCUGCGUAGCCCUAAGCUAGGUUUCUGUAUCCGUUCUUCCUUUGCUGGGACUUGCUUCUGGUUUCCAUUUUUGGGGGAGUAACAUUCUUGCACGUUCGCAACCUGCAGUGGUGCCGGUUGCGAUUUGGUCUUCUGUGCAUGCGCAAAGCGCAAUUUAGCACUUCUGCGCAUACGCGACCGCCGAAACCCGGAAGUAACCCGUUCCAGUACUUCCGGGUUUCGACGGUCCGAAACCCGAAAAAACGCAACCUGAAGCAUCUGUAACCUGAGGUAUGACUGUAUAUUACUGAAAUAUACUCGGAGUCGAGAGUGGAUUUCAUGCUCUUUAUUCAGCUCAUAGUGGUGAGGAGGAAUGGAAGUUCCCCCACAAUAUCUACUUUAUGUACACUAUUUACACAAUGGGCUGCAUGUGAUUGGCUAAUUCCGGGAUUCUCCUGUAGGCCAAUCAGGUUGUGGAUUCACUUCCACCUGGAGCUGGAUUGGGUGGCUCCUGCGGACCAAUCAGACUGCUGCAUUGUUCUAGGACCAAUCAAACUGCUGCAUUCUGAAUCCUAUUGUUCUAGGACCAAUCAGACUGCUGCACUCUGUAUCCUAUUGUUCUAGGACCAAUCAGACUGCUGCAUUCUGGAUCCUAUUGUUCUAGGACCAAUCAGACUGCUGCAUUCUGGAUCCUAUUGUUUUAGGACCAAUCAGACUGCUGCAUUCUGGAUCCUAUUGUUCUAGGACCAAUCAGACUGCUGCAUUCUGAAUCCUAUUGUUCUAGGACCAAUCAGACGGCUGCAUUCUGGAUCCUAUUGUUCUAGGACCAAUCAGACGGCUGCAUUCUGGAUCCUAUUGUUCUAGGACCAAUCAGAUGGCUGCAUUCUGGAUCCUAUUGUUCUAGGACCAAUCAGACUGCUGCAUUCUGGAUCCUAUUGUUUUAGGACCAAUCAGACUGCUGCAUUUUGGAUCCUAUUCAACUCAGUACAUAACAAUUACAAAAUGGAAAACAAAUAAAAAUGGCAUUAAGAGAGAGAGAAAGAGAUGCUCUUUAAUACGUCUGGGGUCAAACACAGAAGCCUCCCUUUCCUUCUUCCUAGGCGGUUUGCAGGCCGUUGCCGAACUGUUGCACGUGGACUACGAAAUGCACCGAAUGACCAGCGAUCCCCUCAAUCUGGCCCUGCGGCGUUACACCGGCAUGGCUCUGACGAACCUCACGUUUGGGGACGUUGUCAACAAGGUACUGUGGGGGGUGGGAAUGCGCUUCGGCUGAGAUUUUGGCAUCGCUUGGCCCACGGAAUCCCAAAGCGGAGAAACGUCUGAGGCUUGAAGGCACUAAAAGAAAGUACCGUAUUUUUCGCUCUAUAAGACGCACCGGACCAUAGGAGCGGGAGAACGGGGGGCGGGAAUUCUCCCCCUCUCUGCUCAGCGCCCCUUCAGCGAAGCCCCUUCCAUUUCUCCUUCCGCUUCGCUGAAGGGGCGCUGCACAGAGAGGGAAAACUGUGCAGUGCCUCUCCAGCGAAGCGAAGCCUAGAGACCAAUAGGUAACUUUCUGUGUUUCCGCUUAAUAAGUAACUUUGUGUUUCCGCUUUAGGGUCUCUUUGCUUUGAUCUAUUUACAAUACAAGGAAGGCAGACUUCCUGGUUGUACCUUCCCCGCUCCGUACCAAAUUAGACUUUUUCUUUUAGGUCCAAUUUAAUCCUACUCACGGGUAGUUGUUUUCAAAGUCCGAUUAUCCCAGGAAAAAGGCAGCGCUCUCCGGUAACAGCUUCGCGGCUUCGCUCCACGGAAGAAGCAAUUUGCUCACAGCACCACGCCACCCCCGCUCCACUCCGGAGCCCGUUGCCGAGCUCCUUUAACAGUUGGGGGGGCGCAAACGGUGCCCGCUGAGUCCCACGGUCACAGGCUUCACCCGCCUGUGAUUUUUUUUGGGGUCCCCGCUGCGCCGUAGCGGCAGGACCCAGAUUCCGUAGAGCCGGUUCCCUCCAAGUUAGAGAGAAGCGGCCAUUACCGAUGGCGCCACCCCGGAAGUCCCCGGUGUGCACUGACCCCUCUUGCUCUCCAGGCUUCAGACGGCUAUCCGCAAGCCUUCGGAGCGCAGCGGGAACUCCAGGGGCUUCAGCGAAAGCAAUGCGAAGCCUCCGGAGCGUGGGGGGAGCGCUCCCUCUGUACUUCGGAGGCUUCGCGUUGCUAUCGCUGAAGCCAAGGAGCCUGCAUUCGCUCUAUAGGACACACACACAUUUCCCCUUCAUUUUUGGAGGGGGAAAAGUGUGUCCUAUAGAGUGAAAAAUACAGUAACAUGCGGGGGAAAGUCCAGGCACCUGCAACCGGUUCAGGGGGAAGGCUGAGUGCGAGCAAAGCAUCUAUAGGGGUUCCGUGGAGCAGCACCGGAGCUGUAGGUCCCUAUCGGACUUUGAAAACAUAACAAUCAUCAUAAUGUAUUCUUUAUACCCCCCGUCCAUCUGCCUGGACCUCCCCAGCCACUCUGGGCGGCUCCCAAAAGAAUAUUAAAAACACGAUAAAAUGUCAAACGUUAAAAACUUCCCUAAACAGGGCUGCCUUCAGAUGUCUUCUGAAAGUCUGGUAGUUGUUGUUCUCUUUGACAUCUGGUGGGAGGGCGUUCCACAGGGCAGGCGCCACCACCAAGAAGGCCCUCUGCCCGGUUCCCUGUAACUUGGCUUCUCGCAGUGAGGGAACCACCAGAAGACCCUCAGAGCUGGACCUCAGUGUCUGGGCUGAACGGUGGGGGUGGAGACGCUCCUUCAGGGAUACUGGGCCAUUUAGGGCUUUCAAGGUCAGCACCAACACCUUGAAUUGUGCUCGGAAACGUCCUGGGAGCCAACGUAGAUCUUUCAGGACCGGUGUUAUGUGGUCUCAGCGGCCGCUCCCAGUCCGCAGUCUAGCUGCCACAUUCUGGAUUAGUUGUAUUUUCCAGGUCACCUUCAAAGGUAGCCCCAUGUAGAGCGCAUGGCUGUAGUCCAAGCGGGAGAUAACCAGAGCAUGCACCACUCUGGUGAGACAAUGCACAGGCAGGCAGGGUCUCAUCCUGCGUACCAGAUGGAGCUGGUAAACAGCUGCCCUGGACACAGAAUGGACCUGCGCCUCCAUGGACAGCUGUGAGUCCAGAAUGACCGAGAGUCCCAUAUGGCCUCGGCGGCUGCUCCCAGUCCCCAGUCUAGCUGCCGCAUUGUGGAUUAGUUGUAUUUUCCAGGUCACCUUCAAAGGUAGCCCCAUGUAGAGCGCAUGGCAGUAGUCCAAGCGGGAGAUAACCAGAGCAUGCACCACUCUGGUGAGACAAUGCACAGGCAGGCAGGGUCUCAUCCUGCGUACCAGAUGGAGCUGGUAAACAGCUGCCCUGGACACAGAAUGGACCUGCGCCUCCAUGGACAGCUGUGAGUCCAGAAUGACCGAGAGUCCCAUAUGGCCUCGGCGGCUGCUCCCAGUCCCCAGUCUAGCUGCCGCAUUGUGGAUUAGUUGUAGUUUCUGGGAUACCUUCAAAGGCAGCCCCACGGAGAGCGCAUGGCAGUAGUCCAAGCAGGAGAUAACCAGAGCAUGCACCACUCUGGAGAGACAGUCUGUGGGCAGGGAGGGUCUCAUCCUGCAUACCAGAUUAACCGUCACUGUUUUGAAUUUAUGAUUUUCUGCAGUCAGUCCAGCAAACCACUGAACGUUGCUUUCUUAUAUGUGGGGUAGGGGAGCACUGGGGAUGAGUUUGUGGAAGCAAAGGGGAGCACCCCAAAAAAUGCUGGGGAGACACCAGUCCAGUGUUUAUGGGCGCAUUGCGCUUUGGAGGCGAAAUGCAGAAAUGAGGAGCAUUUGAAGGCAAAGGGGCGAGCUGGUUUUGAAGGGGGACCACAGCAGUUUCUCAGAUGAUGACCCUUCUCCCCACCUCUCCUCCCUCGUUUCUCAUUUCCCCCCACCCAGGCGACGUUGUGCUCGCGGCAGAGAUGUAUGCAGGCCAUUGUGGCGCAGUUGGCGUCUGAAAGCGAAGAGCUCCACCAGGUAAGGAUAGGUCAAAGGCGGGGGGGGGAGGGUGUGAGCUGCGUCUGCCCACAGCAAGCUUCCCGAGCCGACUUCCACACAGUUCUGUGCAGACUUCCACAGCAGACUUCCACACGCUUCCACAAAAGACUUCCACACGUCCUCAGACUUCGGAAGAAGACUUCCACACUCCCGUAGACUUCCACAUACUUCCACACACUUUGGCAGAAGACUUCCACAUACUUCCACACACUUUGGCAGAAGACUUCCACAUACUUCCACACACUUUGGCAGAAGCCUCCCACAUACUUCCACACACUUUGGCAGAAGACUUCCACAUACUUUGGCAGAAGACUUCUACAUACUUCCACACACUUUGGUAGAAGACGUCCACAUACUUCCACACACUUUGGCAGAAGACUUCCACAUACUUCCACACACUUUGGCAGAAGACUUCCACAUACUUCCACACACUUUGGCAGAAGACUUCCACAUACUUCCACACACUUUGGCAGAAGACUUCCACAUACUUCCACACACUUUGGCAGAAGACUUCCACAUACUUCCACACACUUUGGCAGAAGACUUCCACAUACUUCCACACACUUUGGCAGAAGACUUCCACAUACUUCCACACACUUCCACAAAAGACUUCCACACUUCCUCAGACUUCGGAAGAAGACUUCCACACUUCCGCAGCAGACUUCCACACACUUCCUCACCAACCUGGCACCCCUCUCCAGAUGCAUUGGGCCGAUGUGCAGGGUUGUCACAAUGAGGAAUGAGUGUAUCCAUCCAUUUCACUUCCUCUCCAUUUUUGUCCCCUCCCCCCUCUACUCACCUUCAGUUAAGUUCUCCACAUUCCCACAUUGGUUUGUAAAAAUUACCAAAAAAAAAAUGGAGGGGGGCAGACACCUGUGGACAUUUGUAGACAUUUUAGCAUGUAUUUCCCCCGAUUUAUAUUAUUUAUUUAUCGCACAAGAUUUCUAUGUCGCCCAGAUGCAAAGGCAAAACGACGACACAAAGAAUAAAGCGGUAAAAUUAUCAGCAAAAAAACCCAACUGAAAACCACCACUGAAAACCUUUUUUUAAAUAAAAAAAAAUGGUAACCUAAAAACCAAAUUAAAACACAUUCUAUAUAACUGGAUAGGCUUCUCCGAAUGAAGAUGUUUUAGCAGGCACCGAAAAGAGCGCAGGGAAGCCUGCUGUCCAUUGGCAGGGAGUUCCAUAGUUUAGUCCUGGAUCAGCAAAUCCCUCUGAGUUUAGCCAAGUCACACGCACACACAGCAGCCUUCUAAAGCCGCUGGCUACCGUCAUUUGAACUCUGUGCUCUUCCGAGAUCAGUAAUCAGCUUCCCUCCGGAUCCUCUUCUUCUUCCUCCUCUCAGGUGGUCUCCAGCAUCCUCCGCAACCUCUCCUGGCGGGCCGACAUGAAUAGCAAGAAGGUGUUGAGGGAAGUUGGCAGUGUCACGGGUCUGAUGCAGUGUGCCCUGCGGGCCAACAAGGUGAGCCGGGGAGCAGCUAAUAAUUAUUAUUAUUUAUACCCCACCCAUCUGGCUGGGUUUCCCCAGCCACUCUGGGCUGCUUCCGACAGGAUAAUUAAAAACACAGUAAAAGAUCAAACAUUAAAAGCUUCCCCAAACAGGACUGCCUUCAGAUGUCUUCUAAAAGUCAGACAGUUGUUUAUUUCCUUGACAUCUGAAGGGAGGGUGCCACCACCGAGAAGGCCCUCUGCCUGGUUCCCUGUAACCUCGCUUCUCGCAGGGAGGGAACCGCCAGAAGGCCUUCGGAGCUGGACCCCGGUGUCCGGGGCGGAGACGCUCCUUCAGGUCUACUGGGCCGUUUAGGGCUUUCAAGGUCAGCACCAACACUUUGAAUUGUGCUCAGAAACAUCCUGGGAGCCAAUGUAGGUCUUUCAGGACUGGUGUUAUGUGGUCUCAGCAGUCCGUUGCUUGCCCAUGGUGGAAGCUCGUUGGGGCAAAUGUGGCAAUGGCCUUCCACUCUCUCGGACAACCUGCAGCCAAUCGGAAGCCGCGCUUUGGUUUCCGAACGUUUUGGAAGACGAACGGACUUCGAGAACGGAUUCUGUCCGACUUCCGAGGUUACCACUCCAAAGGUCUCAGGGCGGUUCACAGCUCCCAAGAUCCUCUGGGAGAGAAGCCCACAGUUGAUUUAAAGCGGUCUCAUAGUGCUCCAAGGGACACGGGUGGCGCUGUGGGUUAAACCACAGAGCCUGGGACUUGCCGAUCAGAAGGUCGGCGGUUCGAAUCCCCACAAUGACGGGUGAGCUCCCGUUGCUCGGUCCCUGCUCCUGCCAACCUAGCAGUUCGAAAACACCUCAAAGUGCAAGUAGAUAAAUAGGUACCGCUCCGGCGGGAAGGUAAACAGCGUUUCUGUGCGCUGCUCUGGUUUGCCAGAAGCGGCUUAGUCCUGCUGGCCACAUGACCCGGAAGCUGAAUGCCGGCUCCCUCGGCCAAUAAAGCGAGAUGAGCGCCGCAACCCCAGAGUCGGCCACGACUGGACCUAAUGGUCAGGGGUCCCUUUACCUUUACCAUAGUACUCCAAACGCCUGGGGCAAACACAUAACAGGACGGAUUCGAAACCUGUGGGACCAGAGAUUCUUAGGAGACUGGAGUAAACAUUUGAACUAUCUAAAAAGCAAUUGUAAUAAACAGAUUACGCUAGCAGGACUGCAAGAAGUUCUGUAAGGAGGAUUAUGUGAAAUAUUGCAAGGAAGAUUAGGAAGAGAAUUAUUAGUUAAUGAUAAUUAGAAGUACAGUGGUACCUCUGGUUGCGAACAGGAUCCGUUCCGGAGCCCCGUUCGCAACAUGAGCAGAACGCAACCCGCGUCAGCGCUGGUCGCGAUUCGUCGCUUCUGUGCAUGCGCGUGACGUCAUUUGAGCGUCUGCACAUGCGGUGAAACCCGGAAGUAACCCGUUCCGUUACUUCUGGGUCGCCGCGGGACGUAUCCUGAAAGAACAUAACCUGAACCGAACGUAACAAGAGGUAUGACUGUAAUAGAGAAAUUAAGAAAUGUGGAAUAAGUGAUAAAGAAUGGAAAAUCUUCAGCGGUUGUUGAUGGAAGUCCAAAAUAUUGUAUAAGAUAAGAAUUUAUGUUAAAUGAUUGUUGGAAGUGAUAUGUUAAAAAAAUCAAUAAAAAUGUAAAACAUAAAAAAAGAAUUAAAAGGCACAAAAUAAUAAUACAGUGGUACCUCGGGUUAAGUACUUAAUUCGUUCCAGAGGUCCGUACUUAACCUGAAACUGUUCUUAACCUGAAGCCCCACUUUAGCUAAUGGGGCCUCCCGCCGCCGGAGCACGAUUUCUGUUUUCAUCCUGAAGCAAAGCACUAUUUCUGGGUUAGCGGAGUCUGUAACCUGAAGCGUAUGUAACCUGAAGCGUAUGUAACCUGAGGUACCACUGUAAUAAAAACGCCAGGGGCGAACAUGGCUUCAUUGCCUCUGUCUCUCUGCUGUUCUGUGCUAGGAAUCUACCCUAAAAAGCAUCCUCAGCGCCCUGUGGAAUCUCUCAGCUCACAGUACGGAGAACAAAGCCGCCAUCUGUCUGGUGGAUGGGGCCCUUGGCUUCCUGGUCAGCACUCUCACCUAUAAAUGCCAAAGCAACUCACUGGCCAUCAUUGAGAGCGGAGGAGGGAUCCUAAGGAAUGUCUCCAGCCUCGUGGCUACCAAGGAAGAUUACAGGUCAGUGACUCUCUCCCUCUGUUUCUCGGCCGCCACUGGGCGCAUCUCCCUCCCUCUGUUCGACUUCCGAAACGUUCGAAAACCAAGGCGCAGCUUCUGAUUGGCGCCGGCACCCCGGAAACAAUAGCCGACAGCUGACUCGGACGUUCGGCUUCUGAAAAUGUUCAAAAACCAGAACACUCACUUCCAGGUUUGGGACACAAGGCGUUUGAGUACAGUGGUACCUUGGUUCUCAAACGCUGAAAACCUUGGAAGUAAGUGUUCCAGGUUUUGGACAUUUUUCGGAAGCCGAACUUCCGAUGCAACUGUCGGCUAUUGUUUCCGGGGCACCUGCACCAAUCAGAAGCUGUGCUUCUGUGCAGCUAAGAAAAAAGUUUGAUUUUAAUUUUUAUCAUCUACAAUGCUGUCUUGUUUAUUUUAUAGUACAGUACAUUGUACAGCGGGUAGCGCUGUGGGUUAAAACACAGAGCCUAGGAAUUGCCGAUCAGAAGGUCGGCGGUUCGAAUCCCCGCAAUGACGGGGUGAGCUCCCGUUGCUCGGUCCCUGCUCCUGCCCACCUAGCAGUUCGAAAGCACAUCCAAGUGCAAUUAGAUAAAUAGGUACCGCUCUGGCGGGAAGGGAAACAGCAUUUCCAUGCGCUGCUCUGGUUUGCCAGAAGUGGCUUAGUCCUGCUGGCCACAUGACCCGGAAGCUGUACACCGGCUCCCUCGGCCAAUAAAGCGAGAUGAGCGCCGCAACCCCAGAGUCGGCCAUGACUGGACCUAAUGGUCAGGGGUCCCUUUACCUUUACAUUGUUUGUCGCUUUCAUUUUAUGGAUCAACGGUCUCAUUAGAGAGCAAAACUCACAUUAAAUUGCUGUUUUAGGGGUUGUUUUUAAAAGUCCGGAACGGAUUAAUCCGUUUUGCAUUGCUUUCUAUGGGAAAGCGCGCCUUGGUUUUGGAACGCUUUGGUUUUGGAACGGAUUAAGUUUGAGAACCAAGGCACCACUGUUCAGCGAAACGCAGGUCCAUGCCACUGUUGUUGUUUUUAAUUUAUUCCCCACCCGACUGUCUUCCAGACAAGUCCUGAGAGACCACAGCUGCCUGCAGACCCUCUUGCAGCACCUCAAGUCGCACAGCCUGACCAUCGUCAGCAACGCCUGCGGCACCCUCUGGAACCUCUCGGCCCGCAGCCCCAAAGACCAGGAGCUCCUGUGGGACCUGGGCGCAGUCAGCAUGCUCCGAAACCUCGUGCACUCCAAGCACAAGAUGAUCGCCAUGGGCAGCGCAGCGGCCUUGCGGAACCUCCUGGCCAACCGCCCCCCGAAAUACAAAGAUGCCGUGGUCAUCUCGCCGGGGUCCUGUAUGCCGUCGCUUUAUAUGAGGAAGCAGAAGGCGCUGGAGGCCGAACUGGACACGAAACACCUGGCCGAGGCCUUUGACAGCUUGGAGAAGCAGACUUUGAAGGCACAGAGUGCCAAAAAGCCCAUAAGGCACAUAGAGAGUUUGGUGAAAGACUACGCCUCCGAUUCGGGGUGCUUUGACGACGACGAGGGCCCCAACGCGUCCGAAACAGGGAACGCCUCUGUCCUCUCCAUGUUCCUGAACUCCUCCUUCCUCCAAGGGCAGGCGUUGCCACGAACCGGUGCUCCACGGAGGUGCCCCGAGCCCGAAAAGGAUGGGAGCCGUCCGGCGGAAGCUGCCCAGGUGGCCCCUUCGCUGCUCCGUCCGGACGAGGACGUCUCUGCGGCGGCCGAGAAGCUGGCCAACAAAAUCUCCACCGCCGUGGCCAAGAUCGACAAGCUGGUGGAGGACAUCUCCGUCCUGCACACGUCGUCGGACGACAGCUUCAGCCUCAGCUCUGAAGACCACUGCUUGGAUUGGCAGCUGGGGCUGGAGGAGGUGCACGAGGCCCGUGCGCAGUCGUGCUCGCCGUGCCGGCUGUCGGACGCCAGCGGCUUUGCCAAGCGGGAAGGCCUGUGCCGCGCCCACACCCUCCUGCGGCUGAAGACGGCCUACACCAGCCUCUCCAAUGACAGCCUCAACAGCGGGAGCACCAGCGACGGUUACUGCACCAAGGAGCACAUGAAGCCGUGCACCGGAACAUCCUUCUUGGAUUUUAAAGAUGAACUGCAUCGCUACCAGAAGCGGCCCAGCCGCCUGGACCUGAAAAACAUCUUGAGCAACAGGCCAGAGAAGGCGGAGGUGCCAGGAAAGAAACGUCACGGGACAGGAGAGGCGGCAGAAAAGCCAGAAAACCUCGGGAAGAUCCCGAAAGCUGACGCCGCUGUUGCCGAGAAGGAGCCAGAACCCCAGACAAAAGUUCUAAGCAAUGAGCUAAACGCAGACCCCAAAGUCCAGACGAUUAAGCUCUCGCCGUCCUACCAACAUGUCCCCCUGGUGGAGAGCAUUGGGGACGGUAGCUCAGUGCCCGAAACGGCCGGGCCGCAGGGAGCCGGUCCCUUCUACCCCAGCUUGUCGCUGAAGUCGAUCGAAAACCUGAGCAAGAUUCCUGAGAAGCUGCCCGCUCGGCCCCCGGCCCCCGCGGCGCAAGAGCAGCUGCAGAAGUACUCGGUGGAAGACACGCCGAUCUGCUUCUCUCGUUGCAGCUCGUUGUCUUCGCUUUCCUCGGCCGACAACGUCCUGGACGGGCAGAGCCACAGCGAGAACGAGACGGACAGCGACUCCUCGCUGGAGAUCAUCGAGGUGGAAGAGGUGGCCGAGAUGGAGGAGGCGCGGAAGGGAGGGCAAGCGGAGCCUGCCCCGGCCGCCUCGCAGCCCAUCGCCAUCCCUUUCCCCAAGAAGGAGAAGGUCUUCCUCCGCGGAGCUUCGCCCUGCCGGCCGGAGGACUUGACGCCGUCCAGCUCCUCGGAGAACUACAUACAGGAGACGCCGCUGGUGAUGAGCCGCUGCAGUUCGGUUAGUUCACUGGGCAGCUUCGAGAGUCCGUCCAUCGCCAGUUCCAUCCAAAGCGAGCCCUGCAGCGAGAUGAUCAGUGGCACCAUCAGUCCCAGCGAGCUGCCCGAUAGUCCCGGGCAGACCAUGCCCCCCAGCCGCAGCAAAACACCCCUGUUCGAGCUCAGCGGUCAGCCGGAGAAGGAGGCAAGCCAGUUCAACAUCCAGUGGGAGAACAACGUCAAGAAGUUCAUGGAGAUCACGGACUUCAAGGAGCGGUUCCAGGUGCCCCAAGACCUCGACUCCAUGGUCUACUUCACCGUGGAGAAGCCCAACGAGAACUUCUCCUGCGCCUCCAGCUUGAGCGCUCUUCCUCUCCACGAACACUAUGUACAGAAGGACGUGGAGUUGAAGUUGAUGCCCCCUUUCCCCGACAGGAGCGGCGGCCUGGGCUUCGCGGCACACGAGGAAGAGAGGGCCGCCGAGAGCCAGAGGAAGCCAGAGCGCCUUGAGCUGACCUCUGACGAAGACAUCGAGAUCUUGAAGGAGUGCAUCAAUUCGGCCAUGCCGUCCCGCUUCCGGAAAGUGCGGACGUCUCUCGUCUCCGGGUUUCCGGGCCAGGUUCUGAACCCUCAAACCAAGAAGCCAGUGCACGUCCCAGUUUAUAUGCUGGUCCCCGCCAGUUCUCACCUUGGUCUCCCCAAGCACAGGCGUUCGGCGGCCGCCACGAGGCCCAGCAAAGACUACAUCGGCGAUGAGGAUUCCUUCACCGACUCGGCUGAAGGGACUCCGGUCAACUUCUCCAGCGCGGCUUCCCUGAGCGACGAGACGCUCCAGUACCCGACGAAGGAGGAGGCGGACUUGAGGCAGUGCUCCGGGAGGAGGAGGGAAGCUCUGGGCCCACGUGGAUUAGGCCUCAAGAUGGAGGCGGCCCAGGGUGAGGUGGGAGGCUUCCGGGCCGGAAGGAUAACCUCCAGCCAUUCCACGCCAACCCGGGUGGCGUCCGCGUACAAGCACAACACGGGCUCAAGCCACACCAGCCCGCUCCGCACAGGCCGGGCCCAGUCGGCCGAGUCCAAGCGAGGACACGUCCCCCUCAGAAACCUGGAGUUGACGCUCGUGAGGCAGGGCAGCCUGAGGGCCAGCUCGGAAGGCAGCCGUUCCAGGAAAGACGCCCCUCAGGAGAACGGCAGCAGCGACAUGGUCUUCCAGUCGCUCUGCCACACCACGCCGACUGAAGAGGCGGUCUAUUGCUUCUACGAGAACGACUCAGACGACUUGGCGGAACUCGGGGUGAGACGUUCGCCCAGGAGGAAGGCCGGAGCGCCCGGCAAAGGCCAAAGAAAGGAAGCUUGGGUCAAGAAAGAGGCCGAGUUUGCUUCCAGGCAGCCGCCGCCGAAAACCAAGAUGGCUGCCAAGCUGCGCAGCAACCUCAUUGCGGACGAGACACCCCCAUGCUAUUCCCUCAGCUCCUCUCUGAGUUCCCUGAGUGACGUGGAGCUGUGCCACGCAGACGGGAGGGGGCAGCUGUACGGCCGAGCCAAGCUGGCCUUGAGCCGGCGGCAGGAGAUGCGGGCAGCGCUGUCCAAGCGGAGGGGCAGCUCGGGGAGCUCCCUCAGCUGUGACUCGGACGACAACCUGCUACCCAAGGGGGUCGGGUCGGCCGCGGCCAAGAGGAGGAGGCACUCGGGGAAAAGGAAGCAGGGCGAGAAGGAGAGGAAGGGGAGGAAGCCCCAUGAGCGGAAGCCAGAGGCCACACCGGACGAAGCCGCCUCAGACCUGGACAGUGUCGACUGGAAGGCGAUCCAGGAAGGAGCCAACUCCAUUGUCACCUGGCUGCACCAGGCGGCCUCCUCCUUUGCCCGCGACCCGUCCUCUGAAUCGGACUCCAUUCUCUCUUUCAUGUCCGGCCUGUCAUCGGGAUCCACGCUGCAGCUGUCUCUGGAGAGGAAGGAGAAGAAGGCAGGCAGGAAGGUCCCCGGCCGUCACGUGGAGAAGAAAGACCUUCCGAGGGCGUUCCAGGGUGGCAAGAAGGUCGCCACAGGAGGUCCCAGGGCCCAGAACAGUCGGGCGGAGAAGAACGUUCAGCAGAAGCCGCUCACAAACUUGCCGGUGGUCUUCCGAGGCCGUACGGUGAUCUAUAUGCCAAACGUGGCGAAGGACUCGCCGGCACAGAGCCCCAGAGCCGCCCCGAAGAAGGCAGGACCCCCAGCGAAGCAGGAAGCGCCUGUGAAGAACCUCAGCCUGAACCAGCAGAGGUCUCGGAGCCUCCACAGGCCAGGGAAGAUCUCGGAGAUGGUGGACCUCACCUUGCCGAAACGCAGCGCGACUCCACCGGCCCGGAUGACGAAAGCCCCUUCCUCAGGGUCGUCCCGGACGUCCACGCCGUCUCAGCCCAACCAGAAGAAGCUGACGUCCCCUUCGCAGCCGCCCGGCCGGCAGAUACCGACUCGGGAAGCUGGGAAGGCAAACGGCAACGCCACAUCUCCCGGCCAGAAUCCCAAGCCGGUGCAGAAGUCUCCUGUCCCCAAGCAACACAAGACCCAGAAGUCUCCCGUCCGUAUCCCCUUCAUGCAGAAGCCGAUGAAGAAAACGCUGCCGGCCCGGAACGCCAUGCCUACUUUGGAGGAGCAGGUGGGGAGAGGCAGAGGGACAAGGCCGCAGACCGGCGGGAAGCCCACCCUGCAAAGCAGCCACCUCAAUCUGGUCCGCAUGUCCUCCGCGAGGUCCGCCGCCAGCGAGUCAGACCGCUCCGGCUUCCUGAGGCAACUGACGUUCAUCAAGGAGUCGUCCGGCCUGCUCAUGAGGCACCGGGCCGAGCUUUCGUCGCCACAGCCAAACUCGACGCUCUCCCCGGCCGCUUCACCUCGGAGGGGCCGCCCCGGCCUGCCGCCCGUCUUCCUCUGCUCCUCCCGGUGCGACGAGCUCAAGGCGGACAAGUCCGGGGGGCUGAUGCAGCGGCCUGUCGUCUCACGGGGGCCUCUGUCGAGCCACGGGGUCCCGGCAGGCAUGAGGCCUCCCAGGCGGACCAGCUCGGAAAGCCCCUGCAGGCUCCCGGUCAAAAUGGGCAACGGCCCGCCGGAGCCGUUCAAACGGUACUCGUCGUCGCCUCAGAUCAACGUCGUCAAGAGGACGGGCAGCCCGGCCACUCCCAGUUGCCAAGAGCCCACGAAGCACAAGAGCGACGAGGGGCCCAAACUCCCCGUGGUGCCUCCUCUGGGAGCGCCGGAAAAGCAGGCCGAAGAGGCACAGCGAGAGAUGGUCAGGGGGACGUGGAAGCGCAUCCGAGACGAGGACAUCCCCCACAUCCUGAAGACCACCCUCCCUCCCACGGCCCUGCCGCUAGUCAGCACCUUGGAGGAGGAAGAGGCCCCACAGGUCCUGCGGAAGACCAGCGACGCCGUCGUGCAGACGGAAGACUUCUCCGCCGCCAAAACCAACUCCAGCACCUCCCCGACGAUGGAGAACAAGGCUGCGCUCCUCGCGUUCUCAGAAGCAGAAGACGCAGGCGGUUCCAAUCCAGGCAAGGCCCCCGCGGCGGUGCCCAUCUCCUUCACGCACGAGGUGCCCGUCAGCUCCCUCGGGAACUUCCCCCCAAGCAGGCACAGCUCCCCAAGCCGGGCUGCCCGGGUGACUCCUUUCAACUACACGCCCAGCCCCAUGGUGGAGCCCGCGGACAACGACAAACAGAUCCAAAAAGUGCAGGUGUGA